Coregonus sp. 'balchen' is the source of this 26647-nucleotide messenger RNA. The record is from the annotation of a GenBank genome assembly. Lineage: Eukaryota; Metazoa; Chordata; Actinopteri; Salmoniformes; Salmonidae.
AGCACUAAGAAGGUGGAGUCAGCGGAGUGCAGUGGCAGCAGUGUGACAGAGACCAAGAGGAAGAGGGAGCCCUCGGUCAGCUUCGAUGUGGAGAAGUCACCCCCAGCCCCCUCCGAUGAGGACGACGACAGUGUCCAGGUACACACACACACACACACCGUAACGUUGCAGUGGCACACAAACACAGUAACAUCAGUUGUGCGCUAACCUAACGUAGCAGGUGUAAAAUAAAUGCCUGAAACUGGAUCCUGUACAUACUGGUCUUAACCUCCUAACAUUUCUUUUUUCUCUAUCUCCUGCACUGUUCAACCAAUUCAGUAAAUGUGGAGGAGGAGUUAAGACUGAGUGUCGCCUUGUUAACGUCCAAAAGCUAAAGUUGUGUCACAGGCUCUCUUUCCAUUACCCCUGACAACCAGAACAUCCGGUUGUUGGGGACUCUGCAGAGGCUAGUUGUAAAACACACACUUUCCAAAUGAAAUGCAAAACAGUGGUCCAAUGUUGACAUGAGACUAAGGGUGGUGUGUUGACAUGAGACUAAGGGUGGUGUGUUGACAUGAGACUAAGGGUGGUGUGUUGACAUGAGACUAAGGGUGGUGUGUUGACAUGAGACUAAGGGUGGUGUGUUGACAUGAGACUAAGGGUGGUGUGUUGACAUGAGACUAAGGGUGGUGUGUUGACAUGAGACUAAGGGUGGUGUGUUGACAUGAGACUAAGGGUGGUGUGUUGACAUGAGACUAAGGGUGGUGUGUUGACAUGAGACUAAGGGUGGUGUGUUGACAUGAGACUAAGGGUGGUGUGUUGACAUGAGACUAAGGGUGGUGUGUUGACAUGAGACUAAGGGUGGUGUGUUGACAUGAGACUAAGGGUGGUGUGUUGACAUGAGACUAAGGGUGGUGUGUUGACAUGAGACUAAGGGUGGUGUGUUGACAUGAGACUAAGGGUGGUGUGUUGACAAUACAAACAAGCAGCACUGUUAUACAAAUACCCCCUAUUACUGUUAAUCAUGGUAGCUAGUGGCAUUUAUUGUAGAACAAGUUUGGGAUUAAACUGUUCAGCACUACAGAACGCUCAAAUAGAAACGUAUUGCUCAGAACAGAUAUUACACAUUCAGAAAUUCUUAACCCGCUCUAUAGAUUACAAUUCUAUCUGCCACAUUCUAAACCCUCUCAGAAGCUUAUGAAUACGCCGCCAUGUUAAUUUAUUGACUUAAAUCUGGUCUUAAUAUGGUUUUAUUAAUACAGCCAUACAAAAGUAGUGCACUAUAUAGGGAAUAGGGUGCAGAUUGAGACGCAAUCUGACUGUAGUGUCUACCGGCAUUCUUGUGUUAAAUUAUGGACUGGUCCUGGUAUUUUUUAGGAGUCAAUUCAAUCAAAAUAUCGUGACACACGCUCUCCUCCACUCUGAUGCAGGCAUAUGGGAGCUGUUAGCAGCAAAUUACUUCACCAACCCAAAUAUCCAGGUUACCCAACCGGCUGGCACUGAGGCAUUGCCCAAUUCUCAUCACUCUUAAACAGUAGGCACUGCCUGACCGAUGUAAUACCAUGAUUGGUUUAGCCCUUUAGAACAGACCGAGAGGGCUGCCUGCCCUGCGCUAGAGACCGGUUGUAUGGCUGGCUCCCUAGGUUAGACUGGGCUGUAGAUUGUGGGGGUUGUGGGAGUGAUGUGAUUUUUCCUGAUUUAAAAUGAAUCUGUAGACUUUUCUCCUGUGAUUUUUUAUUAUCAAUAACAUACCUGGGUCAUGUUCGUUAAACACGAAACAGAAGAAAACUGGGAGGCACUGUCUGUACUUGUCCAAAAAGAAACACUCAUUUUUGUUUGUGUGCAUGGCCUAAAAUUAACACCUGCCAAAUGCAGGUCGAUUUUGACUUUGGCAGGUAAGAUUUUACCAGCCAUGUUGGCGGGUGGUUAGGGUUCCACAGUGUGAGCAUUUCACUCACAUUUGUGAAUAAAAAGUAUUAUGUUCAAAGUAUUUCUGCUGUCUUGUUUCAUUGCUGGUAAAUUAAUGACACAAAGUCAAAGAACUAUGAAUCCUAUAGCUUAUCCCACCUCGCUCUGCAACACUAACUGGCUGGGGGCUGUGCGCACGUGAAGAGCUGAGUGAAAGAUUUGUUUUUAGAAGUGCUGCGCACAGGCAUAUCAGUUGGUCUAAUUUACUUGAAACGAAAGUCUACUGAAGUGAGACUUGGUCCUUGUGUUUCUUGGCUAUUUACAUUGUUUUGUUCACAAGCUAGGUUGUUUUUCAAUGUUUGAGUUUCAACUGCUAGGGAAGAGAACACACCACAGCUAUUAGUCACUCUCAAUCUCACAGGCACAUGACUUCGGGUCGCAUUAUCACGGUAACCUCCCGCCCUUAAAGGGGCAGGUGAAAAUGUUUGUGUAAUCUGUGAUAUUUUGGUUAAAAGGCUCAGGUUGCAAAAAAUCUUAAAUAAACAAUAUACUUUACUUCUUACUAGUAAUACAUGUAUUGUUUUUUAGAAACAUUACAACGCAUGCUCAUCAGUUUCUUUUCUGUUUUGUUGGUGUAAUUUUGUGUGACCCCAAAAAUAUUUUGCCUGGUAAAAAAUCGGAGUUGCUGGUAGAUUUGUAAUGGUGGGACCAAAAAUAAAAUGUUAGGCCCUGUUUGUGUGCGUAUUGAACAGGACCCUGGUGUGUUAUGACUGCAGCCUUAGCCCAAUAUGGGACACCUGUUUACUCCCUCAUUCUCACCCCUCCCUCUAUAGAAGCGUCGUUCCAGUCGUCAGGUGAAGAGGAAGCGCUAUACAGAGGAACUGGAGUUCAGGAUCUCGGACGAUGAUGGAGACGCGUCCCCCUUCAACAACUCUGAACAGCAGGUCAGCACCCACAGAAUGUGUGUGCGCGAGUGUCUGCGUUCCAGAGAGACCGUGUGUGUGUGUGUGUGUGUGUGUGUGCGUUCCAGAGAGACCGUGUGUGUGUGAGAGAGAAUAGGUUUGUGCUCAUUGCUCUUCAUUACUUUUAAGCCGGGCUAAUGUUGUUCAAUCUGUGUGACUGUAGGAGGUGGAGACAGAGGGGCCUGUGGUGGAGAAGAUCAUGGCAAUACGCAUGGGGAAGAAGGUGGUGAGGCACACACACACACACACACACACACACCCUCCAAGGCAGCUGUCUGUGGAGAGAGAAAGGGUACCAGCACCCCUGCCCUGGUCAUCUUAUGAACCACUGCUUGACCAGCUCUAAGCAGGUUACACACCCACACACCCUCCCUCUUAAACAGCUGCUUCGUAGACGAGUCUAGCAGUGGUCUGGAGUGGAGACAGUGUGACAGUUGGCGUCUCGUGACUUUUGAGCUGGGUUAUGAGAGUUAUGAGACUUGUCUCUUUUACUUGGGGAAGUUCACCAAAUGUUACAUGUAUACUUAUUUUCACUCCUUUCUAUGCUUGUAGUUGAUCCAUCAAACAAUGUUUUUAUAUUUUGUUUCAUUACAGAGAAAAUUGGUAGACACAUUUUGCUGAGUCAUAUAUUGCGUUAUGAAAAUGUUUCUAAAGCAUGUUAAAAAAUGCUCCAACACUCCAAAUCAACUCCUAUUACAUCAGAAUCCCAUUCAAAAUUGUCUCUGAACAUUUUUUUAUUUUACGUUCCCUUAAAUCCAUAUUUGCAUAUUUUUGUUGUUGUAAACGGCAUCAUUCAAACAUCGAUUUAUGGCACAGUGGAGCAUUUCUUUAAAAAAAUGUAGUGCAGAGGCAUCAUUCAGAACGGAUUCUGAUUUAAUGUGAGUUGGUGUGAAGUGUUUUGGUGUUUUCUAAUAUGCUUUAGACAUAUUUGCAUAUUGCAUUAUAGUCAAUGGCAAGUGAUGACUCAGCAAUUUUCUCUGUAACGAAACAAAAAAAACGGUUUGGGAGGGGAUCAACUACAAUCACAGAAAGAGUGAAAAUAAGGCCACAUGUAAAAAUGGGUGAACUUCCCUUUAAAAGUCCAGAUACUUCAUUGACUGUAUCUCUUGUUUGCAGUGAAGGGGUGAUACUGUACUCUAGUACUGGUUGUAUAGAGAGGUAAAGUAGGGGGAGGAGAAAACGAGAAUUUGUUACAUUGCACUUCAGACAGGGUAGGGGGUGUGAGAGGUGUGUGUGUGUGUGAGAGAGUGGUGUGUGAGAGAGUGGUGUGUGAGAGAGUGGUGUGUGAGAGAGUGGUGUGUGUGAGAGAGUGGUGUGUGAGAGUGGUGUGUGCGUGUGAGAGAGUGGUGUGAGAGAGUGGUGUGAGAGAGUGGUGUGUGUGUGUAUGUGAGAGAGUGGUGUGAGAGAGUGGUUGGUGUGUGAGAGUGGUUGGUGUGUGAGAGAAUGGUUGGUGUGUGUGUGUGUGAGAGUGGUGUGUGUGUGUGUGUGUGGUGUGGUGGGUGUGUGUGUGUGUGUGAGAGUGGUGUGUGGUUUGACGAGUGUGUGUGUGGAGAGUGGUGUGGUGGGUGUGUGGUGAGAGGUGGUGUUGUGGUGUGUGUUGUGUGGUGAGAGAUUGUUUGGUGUGUGUUGUGUGUGCGGUGUGUGUUGUGUGAGCGAGAGUGGUUGUGUGUUGUGUGGUGUGUGCGGAUGGGUGUGUGGUGGGGGUGUGUGGAGUGUGUUGUUGACGUUGGUUUGUGUUUGGGCUGGUGUGUGUGAGAGAGUGGUGUGGUGUGGUGCUCGACAGACCUGUGGUGUGUGUGUGAGUAAUGGGUGUUGUGAGUGUGUGUGUCGAGAAUGGGGUGUGGGUUGUGUGAUGUGUGGUAAUGUGUGUGUGUGUGUGAGAGUGAGUGUGUGAGAAUGUGUGGGUGGUGGCGGUCUCAGGGAUGUUCUUCUUCGCACCCUUUCCAAAAGCUGCUCCAAAACAAAGCUUGGUUCACAUUUUUACAUUUUAGUCAUUUAGCAGACGCUCUUAUCCAGAGCGACUUACAGUUAGUGAGUACAUACAUUUUCAUACUGCCCCCCCGUGGGAAUCGAACCCACAACCCUGCUCAACGCCAUGCUCUACCAACUGAGCUACACGUUCACCUCUGCCAAAAACAAUAUGAGCACUCGCACAGGCUGUCUGGCGGGACUCAAAAGUAAGGCAGCUGCGAAUGGGUAACCCCCCUCCACCACACCCCCCCGCCUUACACACACCCUUCCAGAGGAAACGCUGGUUUGGCGUCUGUCGUAGCGCUGUGGUUUUGGCAGGAAGACGGGCCUCGGGUCAGCUCUCUGAAUGGAACCGUGUGUGUGUGCACAGUGUAUCGCGCCCGUGUGUGUGCGUGUUUGAAGUUUUAUUAGUCGUAUGUACAGGAUACACAUGGUAUACGCCAUCCAGGGAAAUGCUUACUUGCAGGUUCCCUCUCGACACUGCAACAACAAUAAGAAAUAAUACAAGAUAAGAAUACCAACAUAAAGUAAAUGGCUCAGUAGAAAAGAAUUAACAUUUUAGCUUAAGUAUAAUACAGGAAGGCACAAUUUAUAGUCCAACAUUUACCGAUGUAUCAGGGAAGGGGCAUCGGGGCCGUGUAUAUCAGGGAAGGGGCAUCGGGGCCGUGUGUAUCAGGGAAGGGGCAUCGGGGCCGUGUAUAUCAGGGAAGGGGCAUCGGGGCCGUGUGUAUCAGGGAAGGGGCAUCGGGGCCGUGUGUAUCAGGGAAGGGGCAUCGGGGCCGUGUGUAUCAGGGAAGGGGCAUCGGGGCCGUGUGUAUCAGGGAAGGGGCAUCGGGGCCGUGUGUAUCAGGGAAGGGGCAUCGGGGCCGUGUGUAUCAGGGAAGGGGCAUCGGGGCCGUGUGUAUCAGGGAAGGGGCAUCGGGGCCGUGUGUAUCAGGGAAGGGGCAUCGGGGCCGUGUGUAUCAGGGAAGGGGCAUCGGGGCCGUGUGUAUCAGGGAAGGGGCAUCGGGGCCGUGUGUAUCAGGGAAGGGGCAUCGGGGCCGUGUGUAUCAGGGAAGGGGCAUCGGGGCCGUGUGUAUCAGGGAAGGGGCAUCGGGGCCGUGUGUAUCAGGGAAGGGGCAUCGGGGCCGUGUAUAUCAGGGAAGGGGCAUCGGGGCCGUGUGUAAGUGAUUCACGAGUCAUCGCACAGACAGAGUGGAGAUGGUUAGGGGUGGGGACUUAUUGUCAGUUUUCUUCUUGUCUCCGAAAGUACAGAGAGAACUCUGUGGCAAAAUACGUUUGUUAGACGUUACUACUUUGUUAGAGAAAACGGUGGCAUUGAUUUUUUUUUUUUUUUUUUUAUACAUAUAUAUUUUUUGCUUCCAACUCUAAUCAACAACUGACACAAAUAUUAACUUUUUCCACAGAUGGAAUCGGGAGAGGAAAUGGAAGUGGAAGAAUUCUAUGUGAAGUUCAAGAGCUUGUGAGUACCGACACGACAGUGGCCUUGGUUCACUAUGUCAUUUUAUUUCCUCAAGCUUCGGGGGGAAAUGGUGGAUAAACGUGAAAUCUAAUAAACACUGUAAACCACUGUUUACUGUUUGGACCGAAGAGGAAACUGUAUAAUGCUAUAAAUCUCUAGAUUAGCACAUGUUUGGGUGCGUGUGUGAUGUCUGAAAGUGUUAUGUUGUGUGAUGGUGCGUCUGUGUAUUUUCUGUUGUCUUUUUGUGAGGUGUGUUUAUGGUGUAUGAGAUAUGGUGUGUAUAUUAUAGCAUGUGUGUGUAUGAGAUAUGGUGUGUAUAUAAUAGCGUGUGUGUGUUUUGGUGUGUGUAUGAGAUAUGGUGUGUAUAUAAUAGCGUGUGUGUGUAUGUAACGGUGUGUAUUCCCCCCCGCUCUCUCUGUGUAGCUCCUACCUGCACUGUCGCUGGGCAGAUCUGGAGGAACUUGAGAAAGACAAAAGGAUCCACCAGAAGGUCAAGCGGUUCAGGGCCAAACAGGCCCUCCCCACCUUCGUGACAGAGGUCAGUCCCGCACCUCUAUCUUUCCCCAGUGUUUAGCUGCCAUUUUGUGUCAGCUUUGACACCCGCUGUAGAAUCCGUUUAUUUCCUUUUGCCCACUUUCAACUUCAGAGGAUUCAAUUACAUAAUGUUAUAUUGGUUGGGUGAAUUAGAUCUAGACUGCACAGAAGGAAACCAAGCCAUUCACUCUCUGCUAUCGUAACACUAACCUCUACGUGGCCGUCCCUCUCUCCUGCCCUCCUCCAGAUGGAUGACGAGCCUUUCAACCCAGACUACGUUGAGGUGGACCGGGUACUGGACGUGUCAGAGAGCACAGAUGAGAACGGAGAGGUGCGUUCCUUCUCUCGCUCUCUCCCUCCUUCCUGUUCUAUAUGGCCUCUAAAUGACCUCCAAAGUUGGAAUACGUUAGGUUAUGUCCUUGAUUGAAGUUUAUUGGCUAAACGUUCCUUUUUAAGUUCCGGCCAAACGUUGCCCUUUCCUUUCUUCUUGGAGUCACAGAAAGACACACACACACUAUAACCCCCCCCACACACUAUAACCCCACCCACACUAUAACCCCCACCCACACACUAUAACCCCCCCACAACACUAUAACCCCCCACACAACACACACGAGAACCCCACACACACACGAGAACCCCCCCACACACAGAACCCGCCCCCAAGAGAACCCCCCACACAACGAGAACCCCCACACACACGAGAACCCCCACAAAAAAAACCCCACACACACGAGAACCCCAACACACGAGAACACCCCACACACACAGAGAAACCCCCACAACACAAACCCCCACACACCACAAGAAACCCGCCAACACAAGAACCGCCCCACGAGAUACCCACACAAACACGAGAACCCCCCACAGAGAAACCCACAAAACAUGAAACCCCACACACGAGAAAACCCCCCAAACACACCGAAAAACCCCCCAACACGAGAAACGACCCCAAAAAAACCGCCCCCAACGGGGAAAAACCCCCCACACACACAAAGAAACCCCCCAACACACAGGAGAACCCCCACCACACAAAGAGACCCCACACACAACCCCCACACGAGAAAACCCCCACACACACACACAAGAGAACCCCAACAAAAGAAAACCCCCACCCACCACAAGAAAACCAACCCCAACAACGAGAAACCCCACACGAGAAACCCCCCACACCAAACAGAACACCCACACAACAUAAAAAAACCCCCACCCCAAAAAACAAAAACCAACCAAGAACCCCACACAAAAAAAAUAACCCCAAAAAAACUAAACCCCAAAAACAAACCACUAUAACACCAACAACAAACACACAUAAACCCCACACAUAACCCCACACACACAUAUAACCCCCACACACACCCCCACACACACACACUAUAACCCCCACACACACCUACACCCCCCACACAAAUAUAACCCCCACACACCCCACUAAACCCCCCACACACACACUAACCCUCCCACCACACACAUUUAACCCCACACACAUAGACACACAUUACCCCUCCCCCCACACUAACCCCCUCUCUGCCCCCCCCUCCCCUCCCCAGCCGUAAAGCUGUACCUGGUGAAGUGGUGCUCCCUGCCCUAUGAGGAUAGCACAUGGGAGCUGAAGGCCGACAUCGACCAGGCCAAGAUCGAUGAGUACGAGGCCGUGGCAGCCCGCCAGCCCGAGACCAAGCGUUUGGUGCGUAAUAAAAACUCUCCUGCUGCCUUUUUCUUACAUUUUACGGCCCCUGCCCUUUAACGCAGAGCCAGCAAGGCCGAGCUCCUGCGGUCGCACGUAAACCACUAACGGCAGGCUUUUAUUUGAAACAGGAGCGACCUCCCACCGAAGACUGGCAGAAAUCCGAGAGUUCCAGGGAUUAUAAAAACGACAACGCACUCAGGGAAUACCAGCUGGAGGGAGUGAACUGGCUGCUCUUCAACUGGUACAAUACGUAAGGAGAAUAACUUUCUGUGCGUCCGUGCAUGUGUUAAGCUAUAUGACAUAUGUGUGUGACCCGCUAUUAUAUAAGGUGUAUAUAUUAUGGAACAUUUACAUAGUAGAAUAUUCAAGAUAUCUACUGACUAGUCUAAAGUCCAAAAUGUCAUAAAAACCCACAAUUACUCAAUAACAAGUAGGACCAUAUAUGCUAUGUGUUUAUCCAACACACUCACAUAUAUAAUACUGAACCAUGUCACCCAGCAUGCGUCAAUACAAUCAACACAUCCAUGCCCCAUAUUGUGUCCUCCAACCCAUGUGUGUACCCAAGCUGUGCUUUUCUCACACCAAUCAUUAAUGUGUGAUCUACCACUGCUGCACACGACACACACACACACACACGCAGUCAGUAUGACGCUAUAGAAAACCUCCCACACAGACAACUUCUUAAUUUGAGUGUCAUUGAUCUGCCCCAACAGGGUUAGUUAACUGUUCAUUAGAUUACUCACUCACUAAUAGAGUGCACAGAGACUUAAGGACCCACUAUUGCCAAUAUUGUGCUUUAUUUAGGACUCUAGUCAAAGGUAGGGCGCACUAUAGGGUGAAUAGGGUGUAAUUUGAGACAGACACUAUCCCUGUUACAUCUCAUUUUCUCUUCUCCUGUCUGUCCUCCUUGAAGACCCAUUUAGAUGAAUCGCUCCUGCUAAUACAGUGACUUUCACCAUGUUUCCCCCCCCCCCUCCAGACGGAACUGCAUCCUAGCAGAUGAAAUGGGCCUGGGCAAGACCAUCCAGUCCAUCACAUUCCUUUAUGAGAUCUACCUGAAGGGCAUUCACGGGCCCUUUCUGGUCAUCGCCCCGCUCUCCACCAUUCCAAACUGGGAGAGGGAGUUCCGCACGUGGACCAAUCUCAACGUCAUCGUCUACCACGGCAGCCAGGCCAGCCGCAAGACCAUCCAGGCCUACGAAAUGAACUACCGCGACGCGCAGGUACGUCGUGACUGUACUGUAACCAUGACCUAACCAUACCAUAACUAUAACAGUACCAUCCAGUUCUACGAGUUGGAACUACAGGUAUGACCUAACCUGACCAUAAAAAGACCAUUAAGGCCAGAUGCACAGGUAACAUGACCUUAAUGUAACGAUACUAUAGCUUUGUAACACCGGCCUGUGAGGUGAACCCAACCACACCAUAAACGUACCAUUACAUAACAAACCAUAACCUCACAAGACACUCAGGUCUAAGUGACACAGACAAUCAAGCCUGCCUAGCCACAUGGAUACAUUAUAGUAUGGUACAGUAGGUUCUUAACCCUAAUCUAAGAAUAAUCCCACAAAAGCACCUUAGAGACGCUCAGGUAUUUAACGACAUUAACCAGCGCUCCACACUGACCGUACCGACGAAAUAAAGAGUGACCGGAAUGUGACCCUAACCUACUCCAUUAACCAUUUAAAUGUGUACACUACCGGUCAAAAGUUUUAGAACACCUACUCAUUCAAGGGUGUUUCUUCAUUUUUACUAUUAUCUACAUUGUAGAAUAAUAAUGAAGACAUCAAAACUAUGAGAACACAUAUGGAAUCAUGUAUUAACCAAAAAAGUGUUACACAAAUCAAAAUAUAUUUUAUAUUUGAGAUUCUUCAAAUAGCCACCCUUUACCUUGAUGACAGCUUUGCACACUCUUGGCAUUCUCUCAACCAGCUUCGUGAGGUAGUCACCUGGAAUGCAUUUCAAUUAACAGGUGUACCUUCUUAAAAGUUAAUUUGUGGAAUUUCUUUCCUCCUUAAUGCAUUUGAGCCAAUCAGUUGUGUUGUGACAAGGUAGGGGUGGUAUACAGGAGAUAGCCCUAUUUGGUGAAAUACCAAGUCCAUAUUAUGGCAAGAACAGCUCAAAUAAGCAAAGAGAAACGACAGUUCAUCAUUACUUUGAGACGCGAAGGUCAGUCAAUACGGAACAUUUCAAGAACUUUGAAAGUUUCUUCAAGCGCAGUCGCAAAAACAAUCAAGCGCUAUGAUGAAACUGGCUCUCAUGAGGACCGCCACAGGAAUGGAAGACCCAGAGUUACCUCUGCUGCAGAGGAUAAGUUCAUUAGAGUUACCAGCCUCAGAAAUUGCAGCCCAAAUAAAUGCCUCACAGAGUUCAAUUAACAGACACAUCUCAACAUCAACUGUUCAGAGGAGACUGUGUGAAUCAGGCCUUCAUGGUCAAUUUGCUGCAAAGAAACCACUGCUAAAGGACACCAAUAAUAAGAAGAGACUUGCUUGGGCCAAGAAACACGAGCAAUGGACAUUAGACAGGUGGAAAUUUGUCCUUUGGUCUGGAGUCCAAAUUGGAGAUUUAUGGUUCCAAUUGCUGUGUCUUUGUGAGACGCGGUGUGGGUGAACGGAUGAUCUCCGCAUAUGUAGUUCCCAACGUAAAGCACGGAGGAGGAGGUGUUAUGGUGUGGGGGUGCUUUGCUGGUGACACGGUCUGUGAUUUAUUUAGAAUUCAAGGCACACUUAACCAGCAAGGCUACCACAGCAUUCUGCAGCGAUACGCCAUCCCAUCUGGUUUGGGCUUAGUGGGACUAUCAUUUGUUUUUCAACAGGACAAUGACCCAACACACCUCCAGGCUGUGUAAUGGCUAUUUGACCAAGAAGGAGAGUGAUGGAGUGCUGCAUCAGAUGACCUGGCCUCCACAAUCCCCCAACCUCAACCAAAUUGAGAUGGUUUGGGAUGAGUCGGACUGCAGAGUGAAGGAAAAGCAGUGGAAAAGCAGUCAACAAGUGCUCAGCUUAUGUGGGAACUGUUGGAAAAGCGUGCCAGGUGAAGCUUGUUGAGAGAAUGCCAAGAGUGUGCAAAGCUGUCAUCAAGGUGGCUAUUUGAAGAAUCUCAAAAAUAAACUAUUUUGAUUUGUUUAACACUUUUUUUGUUACUACAUGAUUCCAUAUGAGUUAUUUCAUAGUUUUGAUGUCGUCACUAUUAUUCUACAAUGUAGAAAAUAGUAAAAAUAAAGAACAACCCUUAGAACACCUACUCAUUUAAAACUUUUGACCGGUAGUGUAUACCUACUCCACUAACCAUUUUAAAUGUGUAAUCUUACUCCAUUAACCUCACACUUGAGCCAUUAUGUUUAAUUCAGUAUAUGUUGAGUCCAUUUUGAUUCAGUAAAUUGACCAAAGGCCAGAUUUCCCUGACCAUAACCAGGGUCCAGAGUUUCUCCGAUUGAUUCAAGUAGGAAAAACUACUGGCCAUACACCAUGACACUCACUCUUCCCUGUGUUCUGACCUCGCUCUCCCUCGCCCUCUUCGCCUCCCUCCAUCUUCAGGGCCGUGUGAUAAAGGGAGCGUACAAAUUCCAUGCGGUCAUCACCACAUUUGAGAUGAUUCUGACAGACUGCCCGGAGCUGCGCAGCGUCCCGUGGCGCUGUGUGGUCAUCGACGAGGCUCACCGCCUCAAGAACAGGAACUGCAAACUGCUGGAGGGACUCAAGAUGAUGGACAUGGUGAGUUGACACGGAGAGAAAUGUCUAGUUGAUAACUUCCAUCUCUACUGUGUUUUUUUUGGAAGACUUGCAAUUGAACCUGUUGGAAAAUAAGCAAUAUUUAUUGAAAAAUGCUAAUAUUUUAUGGACAUCAAUUGGACGUUUCCACCCUCCUUCUCUCCUAUCACAGGAGUAAUAAAAUAAUAUCUAUAAUGACCUACUGGAAGGAGCUAAGUAUAGUAAAAAACCUCUCUCUCCCCUGUGAAGGAGCACAAGGUGCUGCUGACUGGGACCCCCCUGCAGAACACGGUGGAAGAGCUCUUCAGUCUGCUCAACUUCCUGGAGCCAGAACGCUUCCCCUCGGAGAACACCUUCAUGCAGGAGUUUGGAGACCUCAAGACUGAGGAGCAAGUCCAGAAGCUGCAGGCCAUCCUGAAGCCCAUGAUGCUGCGACGUCUCAAGGAGGACGUGGAGAAGAACCUGGCCCCCAAGGAGGAGACCAUCAUCGAGGUUUCUGUAUUUGAAUUUUUGUGUGCUCCUCAUGGUCAAAUGAUGUAAUUUCUCUCCACUGAGUAUACCUAACUAAUCUCCUGUUCUCAGGUGGAGCUGACCAACAUCCAGAAGAAGUACUACCGGGCCAUCCUGGAGAAGAACUUCUCCUUUCUGUCUAAAGGAGGACCGGGAGGAGGAGGUGGCGCAUGGGGAGGUGGAGGGGCUCAGGUCCCCAACCUUCUCAACACCAUGAUGGAGCUGAGGAAGUGCUGCAACCACCCCUACCUCAUCAACGGUACAGAACACGCACACAAAAGGCGCCCGCGUGCUUCCCAUCCGAAACAGUUCGUUUUGGUCUUCGAGGGUUUUCUCAGCUGUUCGUGCACACUACAUUUUUUUCUCGAAGUCUACGCCCCUUCGUUGGUGAUUGGUCUAAGAUCUCCUCGACAAUAAAGUCUAAAUUAAUAGCAUUUUUCUUGAGUUAUCUUCGAUGAAUUCGGACUAUUUUGACAAAGUUUAUACUGACUACGGCGUCUCAAGAUGGACAAACAGUACUAUUUAUGCUUUUUUUCUCAUUUUUCAAGCGAAGGUCUUUUAAGGUAGUAUGCGAGCACACUCGUUUGGUUCGCCUAGCCGAGUUAAGCUAGGUGCCAGCCGAACCGAAGCAUGCGGAAUGCUUAACACACACACUAACAUAGUGUUUUGGAUGCUCUGAGUGUUGAUUUGCCCCAACCACUGUUGGUACUUGGCUUGGGUUGGUUUGUGAACUUGCUGGGUUUAGUCUCACUGCUUUGAUUGAUUCUGAUGCAUGGCCGUUUAUGUUCUAUGAUGUUCUAGGUGCAGAGGAGAAGAUCCUGGAAGACUUCCGUGAGAACCACCAUGCCGAGAUGCCCCAGUUCCACCUACAGGCCAUGAUCCAGGCGGCGGGCAAGCUGGUGCUGAUCGACAAGCUGCUGCCCAAGCUGAAGGCCGGGGGACACAGGGUCCUCGUCUUCUCCCAGAUGGUGCGCUGCCUGGACAUCCUGGAGGACUACCUCAUCCAGAAACGGUAUGGAUCUGACCUUUUACAUUUUAGUCAUUUAGCAGACGCUCUUAUCCAGAGUGACUUACAGUUAGUGAAUACAUAUUUUUUUAUACUGGCCACCCGUGGGAAUCGAACCCACAACCCUGGCGUUGCAAACGCCAUGCUCUAUCAACUGAGCUACAUCCCUGCCGGCCAUUCCCUCCCCUACCCUGGACGACGCUGGGCCAAUUGUGCGCCGCCCAUGAGUCUCCCGGUCGCGGCCGGCUGCGACAGAGCCUGGAUUCGAACCAGGAUCUCGAGUGGCACGGUUAGCACUGCGCCACUCAGGAGUACCCCUGAAGUACCCCUUUUAUGUUCUCAUCCAGAUUUUCUCUUCCAUUCCACUCUUACCUAACCCAGGGGAUUGAAACUGGAGCCCUGCAUGCCAGAUGUGGCCUGCAAGCCAAUUUUAAUAUAGGCCGCAGUUGUCUUAGUAAAUGAGUUUGAGAGCCCUACCCUAAUGACACUCCAUAGAUUAUUUCCCAUCUUCAGAUUUGAAUUGUUGAUGCAUUUGAACAUCACUAUAUUUCAUACUAUAUAUAAAUGUAAUGUAUUUUACUAGUCAUCUGCGCCAACACAUCAAUGACAGCGAGCACAUCAAUGACAAAGUCAGAAAUGCGGGUUGUUUUUUAUAAUUGUGUUAAAUCCGUUGUUGAUGAAGCUGACCAUGACUGUCUCAAUCUGACCAGGUACCCGUACGAGCGUAUCGACGGCCGUGUGAGGGGUAACCUCCGGCAGGCUGCGAUUGACCGCUUCUCUCGUCCGGACUCUGACCGCUUUGUCUUCCUGCUGUGUACCCGGGCUGGAGGCCUGGGCAUCAACCUGACCGCUGCUGACACCUGCAUCAUCUUUGACUCGGACUGGAACCCCCAGAAUGACUUACAGGUGAGAGGACUGGGCAGGGCUUGGAAAUAGUGUUACCACUUUGUUUAAUAGUCAAGUUGAAGACGCAAUUUUUUAAAAUACUUUGGUCACUACUCAAAUAACUACACAGGUAAAUACAAAUCAAAUCAAUUUUUAUUUGUCACAUGCGCCAAAUACAGCAGUGAAAUGCUUACUUACAAGCCCUUAACCAACAAUGCAGUUUUAAGAAAGAAUACCAAAACAAAUCACACAAAAAAAUACAAUAUAAAAUAAUACGAAAUAAAAGUAACAAAUAAUUAAAGAGCAGCAGUAAAAAUAACAAUAGCGAGGCUAUAUACGGGGGUACCGGUACCUAGUCAAUGUGCGGGGGACACCUGUUAGUUGACGUAAUAUGUAAAUGUAGGUAUAGUUAUUAAAGUGACUCUGCAUAGAUAAUAAACAGAGAAGAGGGGGGGGGGGGGCAGCAGCAGCAAUGCAAAUAGUCUGGGGUAGCCAUUUGAUUAGCUGUUCAGGAGUCUUAUGGCUUGGGGGGUAGAAGCUGUUUAGAAGCCUCUUGGACCUAGACUUGAAGCUCCGGUACUGCUUGCCGUGCGGUAGCAGAGAGAACAGUCUAUGACUAAGGUGGCUGGAGUCUUUAUACCGCCUGGUAUAGAGGUCCUGGAUGGCAGGAAGCUUGGCCCCAGUGAUGUACUGGGCCGUACGCACUACCCUCUGUAGUGCCUUGCGGUCGGAGGCCGAGCAGUUGCCAUACCAGGCAGUGAUGCAACCAGUCAGGAUGCUCUCGAUGGUGCAGCUGUAGAACCUUUUUGAGGAUCUGAGGACGCAUGCCAAAUCUUCUCCUUAGGGGGAAUAGGUUUUGUCAUGCCCUCUUCACGAUUGUCUUGGUGUGCUUGGACCAUGUUAGUUUGUUGGUAAUGUGGACACCAAAGAACUUGAAGUUCUCAACCUGCUCCACUACAGCCCCGUCGAUGAGAAUGGGGGCGUGCUCGGUCCUUCUCCUGUAGUCCACAAUCAUCUCCUUUGUCUUGAUCACGUUGAGGGAGAGGUUGUUGUCCUGGCACCACACGGCCAGGUCUCUGACCUUCUCCCUAUAGGCUGUCUCAUCGUUGUCGGUGAUCAGGCCUACCACUGUUGUCAUCGGCAAACCUAAAGAUUGUGUUGGAGGCAUGCCUGGCCAUGCAGUCAUGGGGAGUACAGGAGGGGACUGAGCACGCACCCCUGAGGGGCCCCCGCGUUGAGGAUCAGCAUGGCGGAUGUGUUGUUACCUACCCUUACCACCUGGGGGCAGCCUGUCAGGAAGUCCAGGAUCCAGUUGCAGAGGGAGGUGUUUAGUCCCAGGGUCCUUAGCUUAGUGAUGAGCUUUGAGGGCACUAUGGUGUUGAACGCUGAGCUGUAGUCAAUGAAUAGCAUUCUCACGUAGGUGUUCCUUUUGUCCAGGUGUGAAAGGGCAGUGUGGAGUGCAAUAGAGAUUGCAUCAUCUGUGGAUCUGUUGGGGCGGUAUGCAAAUUGGAGUGGGUCUAGGGUUUCUGGGAUACUGGUGCUGAUGUGAGCCAUGACCAGCCUUUCAAAGCACUUCAUGGCUACAGACGUGAGUGCUACGGACCGGUAGUCAUUCAGGCAGGUUACCUUAGUGUUCUUGGGCACAUGGACUAUGGUGGUCUGCUUGAAAAAUUUUGGUAUUACAGACUCAGACAGGGAGAGGUUGAAAAUGUCAGUGAAGACACUUGCCAGUUGGUCAGCGCAUGCUCUGCGUACACGUCCUGGUAAUCCGUCUGGCCUUGUGAAUGUUGACCUGUUUAAAGGUCUUACUCACAUCGGCUACGGAGAGCGUGAUCACACAGUCAUCCGGAACAGCUGAUGCUCUCAUGCAUGUUUCAGUGUUGCUUGCCUCGAAGCGGGCAUAUAAGUAAUUUAGAUCGUCUGAUAGGCUCGUGUCACUGGGCAGCUCGCCGCUGUGCUUCCCUUUGUAGUCUGUAAUAGUUUGCAAGCCCUGCCACAGCGGCAGCUCUACCCUUUAGCUCAGUGCGGAUGUUGCCUGUAAUCCAUGGCUUCUAGUUGGCGUAUGUACGUAAGGUCACUGUGGGGACGACGCCAUCAAUGCAUUUAUUGAUGAAGCCAAUGCCACUCCUCAAUGCCAUCUGAAGAAUCUUGGAACAUAUUCCAGUCUGUGCUAGCAAAACAGUCCUGUAGCUUACCAUCUGCUUCAUCUGACCACCUUUUUAUUGACCGAGUCGCUAGUGCUUCCUGCUUUAGUUUUUGCUUGUAAGCAGGAAUCAGGAGGAUAUAAUUAUGGUCAGAUUUGCCUAAUGGAGGGCGAGGGAGAGCUUUGUACGCGUCUCUGUGUGUGGAGUAAAGGUGGUCUAGAAUUUUUUUCCCUCUGGUUGCACAUUUAACAUGCUGGUAGAAAUGAGGUGAAACGGAUUUAAGUUUCCCUGCAUUAAAGUCCCCGGGCACUAGGCGCGUCGCCUCUGGAUGGGCGUUUUCCUGUUUGCUUAUGGCCUUAUACAGUUAGUUCACUGAGUGCGGUCUUAGUGCCAGCAUCGGUUUCUGGUGGUAAAUAGACAGCUACGAAGAAUAUAGAUCAAAACUCUCUUGGUCGAUUGUGUGGUCUACAGCUUAUCAUGAGAUACUCUACCUCAGGCGAGCAAAACCUCGAGACUUCCUUAGAUAUCGUGCACCAGCUGUUGUUUACAAAUAUAGACCGCCACCCCUUGUCUUACCGGAGGCUGCUGUUCUAUUCUUCUGAUACAGUGUAUAACCCACCAGCUGUAUGUUAUUCAUGUCUUCGUUUGUUGGUAGGAUAUACAGUGGGGGAAAAAAGUAUUUAGUCAGCCACCAAUUGUGCAAGUUCUCCCACUUAAAAAGAUGAGAGAGGCCUGUAAUUUUCAUCAUAGGUACACGUCAACUAUGACAGACAAAUUGAGGGGAAAAAAUCCAGAAAAUCACAUUGUAGGAUUUUUAAUGAAUUUAUUUGCAAAUUAUGGUGGAAAAUAAGUAUUUGGUCACCUACAAACAAGCAAGAUUUCUGGCUCUCACAGACCUGUAACUUCCUCUUUAAGAGGCUCCAGUUCCAUCAGUCAUAGGAGAAGCACACAUUUGUAAACAUUAAUUCUGUCAAACAUGCCUAGUUAGCUAGCAUCCGCUGAUCAAAUCUAUGGGCUUGUUAUGCUCGUCCAGAGCCAACUCAAGAUGGGAUCAAAAUGGAUGCAAUGCUACUGAAGUAUGCUACCCAUAAUUCCAGCCUUCAACACAGGUGCUGCUUCUGGCCCUCGUAAAAAAAACAAGUAUUUUUACAACUAAAUAAAUCCAGCCGGCACUGCCAAAGGGCAAAGCAAUAUUUUCCAACUCCAUAGACACAAGGUAGGCAGAUACAGUGGGGAAAAAAAGUAUUUAGUCAGUCACCAGUUGUGCAAGUUCUCCCACUUAAAAAGAUGAGAGAGGCCUGUAAUUUUCAUCAUAGGUACACGUCAACUAUGACAGACAAAUUGAGAUUUUUUUUCUCCAGAAAAUCACAUUGUAGGAUUUCUAAUGAAUUUAUUUGCAAAUUAUGGUGGAAAAUAAGUAUUUGGUCACCUACAAACAAGCAAGAUUUCUGGCUCUCACAGACCUGUAACUUCUUCUUUAAGAGGCUCCUCUGUCCUCCACUCGUUACCUGUAUUAAUGGCACCUGUUUGAACUUGUUAUCAGUAUAAAAGACACCUGUCCACAACCUCAAACAGUCACACUCCAAACUCUACUAUGGCCAAGACCAAAGAGCUGUCAAAGGACACCAGAAACAAAAUUGUAGACCUGCACCAGGCUGGGAAGAAUGAAUCUGCAAUAGGUAAGCAGCUUGGUUUGAAGAAAUCAACUGUGGGAGCAAUUAUUAGGAAAUGGAAGACAUACAAGACCACUGAUAAUCUCCCUCGAUCUGGGGCUCCACGCAAGAUCUCACCCCGUGGGGUCAAAAUGAUCACAAGAACGGUGAGCAAAAAUCCCAGAACCACACGGGGGGACCUAGUGAAUGACCUGCAGAGAGCUGGGACCAAAGUAACAAAGCCUACCAUCAGUAACACACUACGCCGCCAGGGACUCAAAUCCUGCAGUGCGAGACGUGUCCCCCUGCUUAAGCCAGUACAUGUCCAGGCCCGUCUGAAGUUUGCUAGAGUGGAUUUGGAUGAUCCAGAAGAGGAUUGGGAGAAUGUCAUAUGGUCAGAUGAAACCAAAAUAGAACUUUUUGGUAAAAACUCAACUCGUCGUGUUUGGAGGACAAAGAAUGCUGAGUUGCAUCCAAAGAACACCAUACCUACUGUGAUGCAUGGGGGUGGAAACAUCAUGCUUUGGGGCUGUUUUUCUGCAAAGGGACCAGGACAACUGAUCCGUGUAAAGGAAAGAAUGAAUGGGGCCAUGUAUCGUGAUAUUUUGAGUGAAAACCUCCUUCCAUCAGCAAGGGCAUUGAAGAUGAAACGUGGCUGGGUCUUUCAGCAUGACAAUGAUCCCAAACACACCGCCCGGGCAAAGAAGGAGUGGCUUCGUAAGAAGCAUUUCAAGGUCCUGGAGUGGCCUAGCCAGUCUCCAGAUCUCAACCCCAUAGAAAUCUUUGGAGGGAGUUUGAAAGUCCGUGUUGCCCCAGCGACAGCCCCAAAACAUCACUGCUCUAGAGGAGAUCUGCAUGGAGGAAUGGGCCAAAAUAGCAGCAACAGUGUGUGAAAACCUUGUGAAGACUUACAGAAAACGUUUGACCUGUGUCAUUGCCAACAAAGGGUAUAUAACAAAUUGAGAAACCUUUUGACCAAAUACUUAUUUUCCACCAUAAUUUGCAAAUAAAUUCAUUAAAAAUCCUACAAUGUGAUUUUCUGGAUUUUUUUUCCUCAUUUAACCUGUCAUAGUUGACAUGUACCUAUGAUGAAAAUUACAGGCCUCUCAUCUUUUUAAGUGGGAGAACUUGCACAAUUGGUGGCUGACAAUACUUUUUUCCCCCCACUGUACGUGCCUGUAGUUCGUCCACUUUAUUAUCAAGCGAUUGUAAAUUGGCCAAUAGUAUCGAUGGCAAAAGCAGAUUAGCCACUCGUCGCCGGCUCCUUACCAAGCACCCCGAUCUCCAUCCGCGAUAUCUCCUUUUCUUUCUACUGUGAAUGACGGGGAUGAGGGCCCUGUCGGCUGUCUGGAGCAAAUCCCUUUCAUCCGAAUCAUUAGAGAGUCCAUAAAACGGCAGCCAUCCCAUCUGGCCACAUUACAGUGCUACUUCAGUAAACUUUGAAAGAAGACAGUCCUCUGUUAAAAUACAGCAGAGAGACACAUGUCGAAAUAUAGUACACAGGUUCAUAGAAACUCCUAAAACAAGAAAAACAGGGAACCGACAGAAGUGAACCUUGCCAAACAGGACACAAACAAGAUGUUAUCACACCACUGGUACACCGCUACAUUACUUUGUUUGUUGUUGUCAGUUGGUCUAUGCUUUUCUCAAUCAAAGCAUGUUUUUUCUCUCUUUCUCUUUCCAUCUCUCUCGCUCUUUUCCUCUCCCUCUCUCAGGCGCAAGCCAGAUGCCACAGGAUUGGCCAGAGCAAGGCUGUGAAGAUCUACAGACUGAUCACCAGGAACUCCUACGAGAGGGAGAUGUUUGACAAGGCCAGCCUCAAGCUGGGCCUUGACAAGGCUGUGCUGCAGUCCAUGAGUGGCCGAGAGAACGCAGCCAACGGGGUAAGACACAUGCACGCAGACCUCACACAGUUAAAUAGUAAGACCAGGCUUGAGGACAUGUUAGUAUUGUUUCUCGACAUUCUGUGGGCACCCCUGUUGAAUAAAUCUCUAAAACAGAGAUUGCUCACCUGCUUUUGUGAAAAGAGGUUAUUCUCAACUAUACUUCAUUGUCUUAUUAAAGGUGAACUAUUGUUGAUAUGCUGAGCUCAGUAGUCUAAACCUUCAAAUGUGCUCCACCACCUUAGGUGCCACAGCUAUCUAAGAAGGAGGUGGAGGACCUCCUACGUAAAGGAGCCUACGGAGCUUUGAUGGACGAGGAGGACGAGGGCUCUAAGUUCUGCGAAGAGGACAUUGACCAGAUCCUCCAGAGACGAACCCAGACCAUCACCAUUGAGUCCGAGGGCAAGGGGUCCACCUUCGCCAAGGUAGCUUCAAUAUGCUGUCUCCCAUGUUUUCUUAGCACCCGUUUUGUAACACGUUCGUUCAUUUUAGUGGUUAGUAGCAUAGGAAUUGAAUUACUAGAACAGAUUUCCCAUUCAAGUCAAUGGGUCUAGGUGGACUGACGGCCCAUUUUAGUAUUUCUAUUUUUAUGCUCAUUACCAGUAGAGAUCCACGCUCCUUCAGAAUCAAACUGUGCAGUGUCAGUGGGAGCUCGUUCCAGUGGCCAACCCAGCAGCACUUCUUUGAGAUCAAAAGCGUAAUUGGAAAAGAAAUGGCGAAGAAAAUGCAUUCAGGAGAUUCACCAUUUCUUAUUUUCCCCUUUUCCCCAGGCCAGCUUUGUGGCCGCUGGGAACAGGACGGACAUUUCCCUGGAGGACCCGGACUUCUGGCAGAAGUGGGCCAAGAAGGCGGAGCUCGACAUGGAAGCCAUCAAUGGACGGGUGAGCUUCGGGAAAUUGUGUUGUGGGAAAUGUAGUGUAACAGGGAUGACCUAAGGGGCAAAGACUUGGCUUGGUCAGUAUUUGUCUCUCAAGGAAUGCAAAAAAAUUAAAAUGCUAAGGGUUGAACUGUAACAGGUAGUGUUGUCACGAUACCAGAAUUUUGACUUCGAUACCAAUACCAGGUUUAGUAUCACGACACUUGAUACCAUCAAGAAACUCUAUUCCAAAACGAUACUACGGCAAAAACAAGAAGGCAUAUUAGCCAAAGUCACAGUAUGGUACUUGAUCCAGACAGAUAAACUCAGCUACUGCUCUGUUCAAUCGUUGGGCAUCUUUUGAGUUCAAUAUCAUUACAUUUGAAUGUUUUCACGUCAACAUUUUUCAGAGACAUCCAUUUAUGUAUUAAUGAAUCAAUUAUACAAUCAAUUUGACUUUGUUUUUACCAAUAUAACCACAUAAUGGUAAUCAUUUGUUUGAAUGGUAAAUCUCUAUUGAUAAACUGGGUAAAUCAAGAUGUAGCCUAGGCCAGGGUUUCCAUUAGCCGGUAAUAGCUUUUGUCCGAAAAAUAAUAAUAGAAAAGCCGAUAAAUAAAAUUAGCGCAAGCCAAUUGUCCAGGAGAAGAUAAAAACCCAGGCGGCCCCAGGACCGUGUGUACAGUAUAUUCGUUAUGUAGCUUAGGCCUAUCUUAUUUAUCACACACGUACAGCAUACAGAGCCUUUGAGUGGGAAAUCUGUCAGACAGCGCAAGAGCUGCUGCAGCGUCUUGUGGUGCUUUCAAGAAAACUGGGAAUUCUGAGUCAUCUUUAAACCCUGGAUUGCUAAUGCUAUGUAUUGGCCAGUGAGAGGCUUUGAAGCCACCUAUCGGCCAUAUUGGCACUCAUCCGAAGAAGCAGUUCGCCAUAGGAAUUAAUGGUAUUCUACAGAAUUUCAAUUAAAUGUUUCAAGGACAAAAUGUUAUGUAUUGAAGUAUUUGUAGUGGGAACAGUAAGUUUAUAACGUUCAAAAAAUUAUACUUCAAGGAAAAAUGUUUUAUAUUUUUCAGAAGAGUCUUGAGGCCUGUGGGCAUCCUAGAGCAAAAUAACCCACAUGUUCGUGAGAGUCUCACCUUUGCCCAUAUUAGUAUGUAGCCCAAACGGUUCGGACACUACAGCCUUCAGACGAGACUCCUGACAUUUGUGGAGGUCGUAGAGCAAAACGGAGAACACCAUCGUGUUCGUGAGAGUCUCAUCUUUCUAUAGAGGGGUCAGUCAUACUAGGCCAAACCGUUCGGACGCUACAGACAAUUUAGUGAGAAGACCGAUUUUCGGGAUGUCUCAUGGUCUGACAAACACCGCUCUAGCUCUGCCACCUUUCACCGCAGAUGCGGAAGUGCGACGUAGGUGGAUGCGGUGGAUUGAUAAAAAGAUAUCUCUACCUUAAAUUUGAUUUUCUUAUGAAUAUUCCGGUUACUGGCCCAGCACUCUUAACAGUUAUAGGAAUGGUGGAAACCACACCAGCAUUUCCCCUCCCUGUAGACGCCACGCUACAAUAUCGGAGCUCAGUGGUAUUCUCUCCCUCAUACAUACGCAAAUCUAAAGUGUUAAUUAAUACGUCUUAUUACCCCAGGCUAGCCAUGUGUGGAGCCCCAGUCAUAACUGGGCUAAGGCGAGCUAAUUUAAAAUGGUGGCUGUGGGAAUCUCUUUCUAUUCCUUAAUUACCCUGCGUUCCCCUCUUCAGUGGACCAGAGGCAGUAAGCAGCUUACGCUGCCUCCAGAGGGGAACAGAGACAUCACUUAGUCAGUCUAAAGCAAGUCCUUUUCUCUCCUCUCCUCCUCUACCCCACGUCCACCCCUCCCUACCUCCCUCCCUCCCUCCCUCCCUCCCUCUCCUCAAGGGCCCUGGAGUAUAGCACUUAAUCCAGCCGCAUAAACAGACGUGUCAGCUGUGCAAGUCACCCGGGAUGAGUUUUUUAUUUUAUUUGUAUAGCUAUAUCGAGCUUAGCAGGAAAACUAUGGUAAUAAGGUCAAUCAUAAAAACAACAACAUGCUACCCGAUUUUAGCAUUUUAAUACUGGGGAGAUCGGGGAGGGAGGAAAGUGUGGUAUUUUUUUUUUUGACACGUUUAUUUUUGUAUAUAUAUUUUUAUUUUCAGAACACCUUGGUGAUUGACACUCCGAGGGUGCGGAAGCAGACACGCCACUACAGCUCGAUGAAGGAGGACGAAUUGGCAGAGUUCUCUGAGCUGGAAAGUGACGGUGAGAACGAGAAGCCCUUGACCAAACCCAGGCGGCCCCAGGACCGAGCCCACGGGUACCCCCGUAGCGAGUGCUUCAGGGUGGAGAAGAACCUGCUGGUUUAUGGGUGAGUGGACAUCGCUAAUAUGUUUCUUAGUCUUUCAGAAAGAUUGACUGUUCUCUAAACCCUGGCCCUUUUGGAAGGGUAACCCUAGAUACUAGGGGCGUGCCGAGUAGUCGGACAAAACGGGUAUCGUAAUGGAUAUGAGCAAUCUUCCUGAUACUAUCAUGAUCAAUAGUUUUUUUUUGUAAUUAUCCGUGAUCUAAAAAUAAUAUUUUUGGUUGCCAACUUGCAUCUUUCAAUCAAGUGCUACGUGGUGUAAACUCAACUGGGUAGUUCGUCUGUUUGUAAAGAGAAGGGCGGGCUGUACGUUGAUCCUGCUGAUUUGAUUGGAUAGAGCAAAGCUGUAUCUCUGUCCACUCGCUUGUUUCAACAUUUCACUCGAUCACUUCUCCUCGCAUGUUUCAGUUUGAUCAUUUAGAUUGCUGCUGCCUCCUGUUAGCCUAAUACUAAUACUGCAUAAUAUCUACCAAGCGGGGAGAGGGUAGGGAAAAAGAUGAACCGCUGAUGCACAUUCUGACUGAGUGAGAGCAAACUUGUCUGCUCGGCCCCCUGCAAGUUGAGGAGACUGACACACACCCCUCUGCGCGCUGCUCCUAAUCUGCAGCUUUUUUGGUCUGUAAGCGUGCAGGGAGAUAUUUUGACAUCAUCUUAGGCAUAUUAAAACAGUUUCUUCCGAUCACGAGUAUCAUCCGAUCCGACUGACAAUUUACGGAUACGAUUAUGAGUAUGGCCAGGUCAGCACACCUCUACUACAUACCCCUCGUAGACCUGAGCGAAUUGAAUAGGUUUUUAGUGAUUUGGUAAAAUAUGUACUUUGCACUCUUGACAGACUAGGUGAUCGACUCGAUUUUUGCCAUAGUGGUGAAAUUGGUAUGGAGACGUGCCCAUUCCAAUAUCCACCGCUAGACACUUGAGACAUCAGGUGGAUGUUAAAAAAAAAUAUAAAAAAAAGCUGUCAGAAACUGCCCCAAGCCUACCAGAGGGAUAUUACAAUGUCUACAUCUUCUGGCUCAGGAAGUCCACCUGAGAGAUGUCAUAUCCUGUCUGGGUUAAUGACUGCCAGGGCCUUUGAAGUAUGAUGAGGUUGAGGUUGAGGAUGUGUGCUUGCCUCUGUGGCUGAACACAUGCUGCGGUGGUCUGGGGGGAAAUAAUGGCCACAGAGUGCUGAUGUUGGUACACUCACAUGUAGGGUAAUUUUAACAUACACACGCAUGGGACCAUUAAACAUGCCUGCACGCGCACAAGCCCAGAUCGAUCUUGCGUGCACUCCUAUAAUGACCCAACACACACAGUGACCCGACACGCAUACAUACACACACACUCAUUAGUCGCCGUGCCUGGCUGCCAUCUGCAGCAACAGAUCACGGCUGGCUGCACGCACCAACCACGUCUGACCAGCAGUGGGGUUGUUUUUCACCAUGCGACCGACUCGACUGCUGUCUAGACCCCUGGGCUGUAGGGCAAAUUAUGGAGCCAUCACGUCUGAGGACUCUUCCCCCUCAAAUGACGCUGCUGCCAUUGACUCCCUCCCUCUCUGUAUCUCCCUAACCCAGACCUAGUCUCCCUCGACCCAAAAGCACACACUCCUAGAAUUUGGGUGUUAGUGGGCUGCAUGUCAACUAGGGUUAUCUCACCGUCGUGUAGAAGCGUUUAGGGAGAGACGAGUCUUCGGUCGGUUGUCACAUGUUGGUGUUCUUCUCUGGGUCACCCACGGUAGUGAGAUGUGAUGUCGGUUGAGUGUGCGGUCAUGAACGAACGGGGUCACGGAAUCAGAUCAGUGUGACAUUGGACCAUGGUUGAAAUUCAGAGCGCCAGACAUGACAACACAGCCCCAUUCAUACCUACCCCUCCCCUCCUCUCUUCAUUUACUGUAGUGGUGGGUGGGGAGGAAUAUGACAAUAUGAAACCUCCCAGCCUCAGACUGUAAAUGUGAAUCAUCGGGAUAAAUUAUAAUACUCGUGACACUGACUAAAUACUUCUCCCACCUCCCUCUCGCUCCUCUCUUCUCUCUUCCUCAUGCCUCUUUCCUUAUCAUUUCUAUCCCUCGCUCCCUCUUUCUUUCCCUCUCGCCGCCUUACUCUCUACGCCCUUUUUCUCUCCUUCACCCUUCUCCUCUCCUUCACCCUUUUCUCCAUCACUGUCUUUCUAUCCUACUCCGACCCCCCCGUUCCCUCCCUUCUAGGUGGGGUCGCUGGGGAGACAUCCUGUCCCGCGGGCGUUUCAAGCGGCCCCUGCAGGAGCAAGACGUGGAGACCAUCUGCCGAGCCCUGCUGGCCUAUUGCCUGCUGCACUACCGCGGCGACGAGAACAUCAAGAGCUUCAUCUGGGACCUCAUCACGCCCUCUGAGGACGGACAGAGUCGCACGCUCACCAACCACUCCGGUAUGUAUCCCUACCGCAACACAACCGUAGCUUAGCUACAACAUAACCAACACACACUUUCCAUUCACUCUCUCACAGUAACACCCUCACCAACUGCUCCACAAGUCCUUCCCAAUAGCCCGCUGUAGGAGUAGAGUGAAUUAACAUCCGUUGAAUUCCAUAGGAUUUUUGACAGUCCCACCACUUAAGUCCCUCCCUCACUCACUCCCACAACUCCUCCUGACCUGACCUUGCUCUAACAUUGUGUCUAGUUUGAACUGGUUCAGAUUCUGAACUUAAUUGUAUGACUUGUUUGACCUUGAUCCUCAUUGGUUUCACUCAGAACCCAACGCUAGAGUCUGAUUGGUAAAAAAAAAAAGGUUUUUGUCCCAACAUGGACUCCAAUUGGCCCAAUUCAUUGCUGUUGUUUUCAAUUAUAGUUUGCAAAUAGCCAUUUCAAAUAAAUUGUUUAAAUAAAUAAUAAAAUCUUUGCUGAUACUAGACUUGUCCAACCCAGGUCUCUUGUUUAAAGAUGUCAUCUGAAUUUGACAAAUAUUAAACCUGUGUGUGUGUCUGACCAUUGCUGUGCUCCCCCCUCUCCUGUAGGUCUGUCUACUCCAGUACCACGGGGUCGUAAGGGGAAAAAGGGGAAACCAGCCCCGCCUGCUCCUCCCCAGCUCCCCAGGGCAGAGUGGCUUGCCAGCUGUAACCCUGACCUGCUACUGCAGGAGGACAGCUACAAGAGACACCUCAAACACCACUGUAACAAG